Molecule: messenger RNA, 1241 nt
Organism: Polistes canadensis
Lineage: Eukaryota; Metazoa; Arthropoda; Insecta; Hymenoptera; Vespidae
Exons: 3
Coding region: 347-961 (204 amino acids)
Biological process (GO): N-glycan processing
Cellular component (GO): glucosidase II complex
Molecular function (GO): protein binding
Source: RefSeq, a predicted model, not a curated record
AUUUAAUAAUAUGAAUAAGUGCAGCAGUGUUUUUAAUUUUUAAAAUUUUCGAAUUUUAUUUAAAAUUCCUGCAACUGUUGGCGCUGCUAUCUGUUUCUGACAAAUGGCUGAUAAACACACGUUAAUAGUACGAAGUUAAUGUGUUAAACAAUAUUAGAAAAGUUUUUUUCGGGUGAUUUACAUAGUAUAACAUUUGUAUAAGAAACAUUAUAAAUAUUAUUUUUUCUUUGUGAUGCACGUGGUGUUGUUAUAAAUAGUGUACGUACAUAAGAUACACUAUGAUUGCUGCACAUUUGUAUGUUUUUCUAAAUAAAUAUUAAUAACUUGAUGAUAAUAAAAAACAGAUAUGAAAAGUGAAACAUUUUGGAAACGUCGUUUCGGCCGAUCAAAAUCUAAAUACAUGUUAUUAGGUGUAUUUACUUUUGGUAUUAUAUUCUUCGUGCAACAAAUAUUUUAUCUUAAACAAUUGAACAACGUGGGCAAAUUAAUAACCGGUUCUGUACGAACGUCGAAUUACAUUUUAGCCGGAGGAAAUAAUGUACGUUCAAAAUGGAACGAAUCAAAAUAUUCCAAAUUAAUACGAGAUAAAAAUGGUCGUACAGUUUCGUUACGUGGCACGCGUAAUGAAGACAUUGUCAAAUAUCUUCCAAACGCCAGAGACAAGUUUGUCUGUUUUUCUUCGAAACAAGAAAUAGAUUUUAUUCAAAUAAACGACGAUUAUUGUGAUUGUCCCUUAGAUGGCAGCGAUGAACCUGGUACAAAUGCAUGCAACAAUGGUACAUUUUAUUGUGAGAAUUCUUCGUUAAAAUUUAAAGGAAAAAUUCCAUCUUAUAAAGUCAAUGACGGCUAUUGUGAUUGUUGCGAUGGCUCAGAUGAAUGGGCAGAAAUUUUCUUAUUAUAUGUGCCUAAUGAAUCCAAAAGUAUUACUUAUCGCCAAACAAAAUGUACAAAUAACUGUUAAUAGAUAGUCUUCUGAACGUAAUCAUUUAUUUCUGAAAGUAAAAUAAAUUUGAUGAAAUUGAAGAGACUAUUGCAUUGUACAUAAGAAGAUAUGGAAAAAUAGGUUUACUUAUAAAAGUAUAUUCCUAUUUUACAUUUAUUUAUGCAUAUAUGUAUAUAAUUGUAAUAUAAUUCCAAGUUGUUUUUUAUCCUAUAUGCAUAACAUUUUAGAUAGAGGUAUAGAGAUACUUAUGUGUGGUUUUAUUGAUAAUCCAAAAAAAUAAAAAUUAAGUUUUCUGAAA